AUGCCUCAGAAAUUGCAUCUGACAGCUCCUCAAAGGCAACAGUCUCAGAUGAGGAUGAGGCAGGUGGAACUUGCACUGAUAAUGGACGGGGAAUGCAGGUCCGCAGUGCCACAAGAUGGUGUAGUCUACAUGAAAGGUGCCAAGGCCUGGGAUGAGGAUUCCAUCACUGUCUCACCCGAGGGGUGUUACCCUGAGGCAAUCUUGCCCAUGUUUGACUGUGGUGAACCUCCGCCUUUUGGUCUGCUUUUGCUUUCAGUCGUUCUCACCGGAGAUUCUGCCGUUGGGAAGAGUAAUCUGCUGUCGAGAUUCACACGAAACGAGUUUAACCUGGAGAGCAAGAGCACAAUAGGAGUGGAGUUCAGCACCAGGAUCAUUCAGGUGGACGGAAAGACCAUAAAAGCACAGAUCUGGGACAUGUCAGGACAGGAGCGCUUCAGGACCAUCACUUUUUCGUUUUAUCGUGGUGCGGUCGGUGCGCUGCUGGUGUAUGACAUCACCAAACACCUGACCUAUAAGAACAUGGAGCGCUGGAUUAAAGAGCUGCGAACUCACGCCGACAACAACAUCGUCAUCAUGCUGGUGGGCAAUAAGAGCGACCUGCAGCACCGGAGGGCCGUGCCCACUGAUAAGGCCCGGGCUUUCGCAGAGAAGAAUAACCUGUCAUUCAUCGAGACGUCAGCUCUGGAUUCAACUAAUGUUGAAAAGGCCUUCAAAAACAUCCUAACAGAAAUCUACCGUAUCGUAUCACAGAAGCAGGUCGGCUCAUGACGAGUCUCUUGGGAAAUAACGUCAGUGUCCGGCCAACGGCAGACGAACAGAAGAAAUGUUCUGCUCAUUCACUUACAAAAUAUUCAAAAGCUACCAUUCAAAAGUCUGCGGUCGUCAUGAUGUCUGAUUUUAAAGUUAUCGAUACUUUAAAUUAAUAAAGAAAGCUUUAAAUUGAUCAACAUGAAUAAAGAACGCUAAUUGAUGCUGUAAUUAAUAAAGAACACUUUAAAUUGAUCAACUUUAGACUUCAAACAUGUGAACUACAGUAAAAGAGAGUAAAGCUGCUGCUAGAGUAAACCAGAGGACUUUAAUGUCAUGAUUAACAUGAGGAAAAGCCUUCAAUUGAACUGAUUACUGUAAAUCUUAAAUAUCAGAGGAAACUGUGAAGCUGAAACAGAGUAGAUCACCUCAGAUCUGCUGUAGGUUUGUGUUGAUGGAUGUUUGGCUAUCUAUCGAUCGAUCGAUCGAUCGAUCUUAUCUAUCUAUCUAUCUAUCUGUCUGUCUGUCUGUCUGUCUGUCUGUCUGUCUGUCUGUCUGUCUGUCUGUCUGUCUGUCUGUCUGUCUGUCUAUCUAUCUAUCUAUCUAUCUAUCUAUCUAUCCUACCUGACAAAAGUUGCCUGUCAGGUCCUGUGUUCCACAUGUUUGUUUUCACCAUGUGACCUUCCCCAUGUGCUCCUUCAUUCUAGUUCCCACCAUUCCAUCAUGUUCAUUAUUUCCACCUGUGUCUCACCCCUGUAUGAAAUCAGUUUCAUCAUCUCCAGUGUAUUUAUAGUCUCUGUAUCUCGUUAUUCAUGGUCCGGUAUUCUAAGUUCUAAGCUUCCUCGUCACCCCAAUGCCUCCUGUGUUAUUGAUGUCCUUCCAUGUGAGUGUUUGUAAAUAAAUCCACGUGUUUGAUAAA
Molecule: messenger RNA, 1666 nt
Organism: Danio aesculapii
Lineage: Eukaryota; Metazoa; Chordata; Actinopteri; Cypriniformes; Danionidae
Product: ras-related protein Rab-11B-like
Exons: 6
Coding region: 1-768 (255 amino acids)
Biological process (GO): constitutive secretory pathway; regulated exocytosis
Cellular component (GO): recycling endosome
Molecular function (GO): GTPase activity; GTP binding
Source: RefSeq, a predicted model, not a curated record